AUGGAGUCUCAAAUCCAGGCGCAAAUCCCUGGUAUCGACCAUGUCGUCUCCGACUACGCUGUGGGCUACCUGACCCAUGCCGCAAACCUUUACGUCGAAGAUACCAGCGGCCAGUCCCCACUGUCAGAAGCUGCCGAAGCCGUUACCGAGCUUCUGGUCUCCGCUUCUGGAGAUUUCUCCCCGCAAAACUACGAGACGAUUGGCAACUUAGUCGCGAAAUUCAUCACGGGCCUCAGCUCCGCUGACGGCGUUGAUGCCGAGCAGAGACAAAUGCCCUUCAGGGCUAAGAAGCUGGACCAGGCCAUCAAUGUUGGCGCACAGCGGAACAUGUCCUCGACCCUGGGAUUGACUGGAAACACUGUCGACCUGGAAUCAGCCAAUGCUAGAAAGGUCGAGUCCAAGGUGGACAAGAAAAAGCUCGAGAAGGCCGAACGUAAGAUUCGUGCCAAGCAGGACAAGAAGCAGAUGAAGAACGUUACCUACGAGUCCUCCCGCUUGCUCAACCAGCCGGAUGAGACUAUGUCAUACGAGGAGUUCUUCAUGGCUGUCAACCCUCUUCAACUGGGCUCUGACUCCCAGGCCAAGAGCAAGGACAUCAAGCUGGAUAACAUCGAUAUCUCCAUCAGUGGCCUGCGUAUCCUGACGGAUGCUGCCUUCACACUCGCCUACGGUCGUCGUUAUGGUCUCGUUGGCCAGAACGGUAUCGGUAAAUCUACACUUUUGCGCGCUUUAAGUCGCAGAGAAAUCCCCAUUCCCACUCACGUUUCAAUUCUUCACGUCGAGCAAGAGAUUACUGGUGAUGAUACACCUGCUUUGCAGGCAGUCCUGGAUGCGGAUGUGUGGCGGAAGCACCUCCUCGGAGAGCAAGCGAAAAUCUCGAAACAAUUGGCCGAGCUCGAAGAAGAGAGAUCCUCGAUGGCAGACACCUCCCAGGAUGCUGCUAGACUUGACGAGCAACGUGAAGGCUUGGAUAUCACUUUGAGUGAUAUUUACAGCAAACUUUCUGAAAUGGAAUCGGACAAGGCCGAGUCCCGUGCGGCUAGUAUCUUGGCUGGUCUUGGUUUCUCCCAAGAACGCCAGCAGUACCCGACCAAGACCUUCUCUGGAGGUUGGAGAAUGCGUCUGUCCCUGGCGAGAGCACUUUUCUGCGAGCCCGAUUUGCUCUUGCUGGACGAACCGUCGAACAUGUUGGACGUUCCGUCUAUUACUUUCCUUUCGAAUUACCUCCAGGGGUACCCCAGCACAGUCCUUGUGGUCUCUCACGAUCGUGCAUUCUUGAACGAAGUCGCUACGGAUAUUAUUCACCAACAUUCCGAGAGACUGGACUACUACAGGGGUGCUAACUUCGAAUCCUUCUACGCAACCAAGGAGGAGCGUCGGAAGACCGCUAAGCGCGAAUAUGAGAAGCAAAUGGCCGAGAGAGCACACUUGCAAGCGUUUAUUGACAAAUUCCGAUACAAUGCUGCGAAAUCUUCCGAAGCCCAGUCAAGAAUCAAGAAACUUGAGCGUAUGCCAGUCCUUGAAGCUCCGGAAAGCGAAUACACCGUCCACUUCGCAUUCCCCGAGGUCGAGAAGCUCUCACCCCCUAUUGUCCAGAUGUCCGAAGUUUGCUUCGGUUACACCAAGGACAAACCUCUUCUCAAGAAUGUCGAUCUGGAUGUCCAGCUUGACUCGCGUAUUGGAAUUGUCGGACCUAAUGGUGCUGGUAAGACUACGGUGCUGAAGCUACUCACCAAUCAGCUCGAACCCACAUCCGGUCUUAUCUCUACCAACUCAAGACUGCGCAUUGGAUUUUUUGCCCAGCAUCACGUCGACGCUCUGGACAUGACAACCAGUGCAGUAGGCUUCAUGACUAAGACUUAUCCCGGAAAGACCGACGAAGAGUACCGGAGACACCUGGGCGCCUUUGGUAUCACUGGUACAACUGGUCUUCAGCGCAUGGGACUUCUGUCUGGAGGUCAGAAAUCGCGUGUGGCCUUUGCUUGCCUGUCAUUGACCAAUCCUCACAUUCUUGUUCUUGACGAACCUUCUAACCACUUGGAUAUUGAGGGUAUGGAUGCUCUGUCAGAUGCGCUCCGCAAGUUCGAGGGAGGUGUUGUGAUGGUUUCCCACGAUGUGACCAUGUUGCAGAAUGUUUGCACCAGUCUCUGGGUCUGCGAUGGUGGUACUGUGCACAAGUUUGACGGCACAGUCAAUGCUUACAAGAAGAGGAUCACUGAGCAGGCUGAUGCUGCUGGUGUUGUGGCUAAGCACUAA
Penicillium arizonense is the source of this 2256-nucleotide messenger RNA. RefSeq names its product putative AAA family ATPase GCN20. The record is from RefSeq and is a predicted model, not a curated record. The transcript is spliced from 8 exons. Bases 1 to 2256 code for a protein of 751 amino acids. Gene Ontology annotation, molecular function: ATP binding; ATP hydrolysis activity. Lineage: Eukaryota; Fungi; Ascomycota; Eurotiomycetes; Eurotiales; Aspergillaceae.